UCCUCUUCCUGCCCCAGAUAAGCGACACAGACAACAACAAAGAGAGGGUUCAGAGAAAUAUGUGGCAUAGUCUCUCUGCUGGCAUGAAAUAUGCGCCUACCCUCCUUCGAGAGCUGCGUUGACAGAGCUGUGGAGGAAAUCUUGGUGGGAUUCUUUAACCUGAAGAUGUUCGGCAGUGGCACCAAGAGGUGGUUUGUGAGGACACAUAAGAGGCAGCAGAGGUCUGGCAGGAAGCCAUGCACCAGGAAGAGGAAGAGAUGGGCAGCUAAGAUCCUCAAAGAGCACCGGCAACAGAUCCUGGGCGAGCUGGACGUCAACACCGUGCUCCCCUACCUGGUGUAUAGUAAAGUUUUUUCACUGGUGGAGUACAAGGAGAUACUGGGACAGGAGACCAACAGGAGACGGUCGGAGGUUUUCCUGGACCACCUGUCCUCCAAGGGGCCUGCAGCCUUCUGCUCGUUCUGCAGUGUUUUGGAGGAGGUGUGUCCUCAUCUGCUCACCUCCUUUCUGUUGGAUGGAGAAGAUGGUGUCCCAGGACCAGGUAGGAAAUCGGGCCCUCCUGUGCCCCCAAACCGCCCAGGAGAGCAACCUGAGCGUUCCCCCAUGUACACCAACCCUGUGUUUGACUCCAGGAUUCACCCCAGCCCGACUGCGGGCUCCAUCACCGCAGACUCCUCUGCGAGCACGGUUCAGGGCAAGCCAUCACUCCGCCGCAUCAAGGGCCGCAUCCACAGGAGCAAAAGCCUGGACAGCAUCGACCUCCUCGACUCAAACAGUGCAGCGAUGGAGGAGACAGUCAUUUGGGAACAGCACACAGUAACGCUACACAGGGCACCAGGGUUUGGCUUUGGAAUAGCCAUAUCAGGAGGUCGGGAUAACCCUCAUUUUCAGAGCGGCGAGACCUCCAUUGUCAUUUCGGAUGUGCUGAAAGGUGGCCCGGCAGAAGGCCUGCUGCAGGAGAAUGACAGAGUGGUCAUGGUCAACGCCGUCUCCAUGGACAACGUGGAGCACGCGUACGCCGUCCAGCAACUUCGCAAGAGUGGGAAAAUUGCCAAAAUUACAAUCAGACGGAAGAGGAAGGUGCAUGUUCCCAUGGGCCGUCUGGGGGAGAGGGAAACGAUGUCGGAGCAUGACGAGGAGGAGGACAGCUACGAUGAGGAGAUAUACGAGACACGGAGCGGACGCAGCGGCGCUUACAGCGGAGUGGGCGGGGCGAUGGGCAGGCGCAGUGGCCGGAGCAGCGGGCGGAGAGACAGGGAACGUGAGCGCAGCGGCUCGCGAGAGAGAAGUCUCUCCCCACGCACCGAUCGCCGCUCACACAAUCUCCCCCCACGCCCCGCCAAGGUCACGCUUGUCAAGUCCCGUAAAAAUGAAGCAGAAUAUGGCCUGCGACUGGCCAGCCACAUAUUUGUCAAGGACAUCUCCCCCGAGAGCCUGGCGGCCAGGGAUGGCAACAUCCAGGAGGGGGACGUUGUACUGAAGAUUAACGGCACGGUGACGGAGAACCUCUCCUUAAUAGACGCCAAGAAGCUGAUAGAAAGGUCAAAGGGCAAACUAAAAAUGGUGGUUCAGAGGGACGACAGGGCCACGCUGCUGAACAUCCCCGACCUGGACGACAGCAUUCCUUCAGCCAACGCCUCUGACAGGGAUGACAUUUCCGAUAUCCAUUCUAUGGCAUCCGACCAUUCCAACCGAUCGCACGACAGGCGUCGCAGGAGCCGCUCCCGCUCUCCAGACAGGCGGUCCGAACCCUCAGACCACUCCAGACAUUCACCCCAACAAAUGAGCAAUGGCAGUCACAGAAGUCGUGACGAUGAACGGACCUCAAAAGCGGCUUCAACACCAGCUAAGCUAGCGGAGGAAGUCCCUCUGCCCAAACCGAAGGAUUCUGCGUUGACAAAAGACGAGAAGAAGCUUCCGCCUCUCCCAGAGCCCAAACCCGUGUACGCUCAGCCCGGACAGCCGGAUGUGGACUUGCCAGUCAGUCCCUCCGAUGCCCCAGUGCCAAGCGCUGCCCAUGAUGACAGUAUCCUAAGGCCAAGCAUGAAGCUGGUGAAGUUCAAGAAGGGGGAGAGCGUGGGUCUGCGGUUGGCUGGAGGGAACGAUGUGGGCAUCUUCGUGGCCGGGGUGCUGGAGGACAGCCCGGCUGCUAAGGAAGGCCUGGAGGAGGGCGACCAAAUUCUCAGGGUAAAUAAUGUUGAUUUUGCAAACAUAAUUCGAGAGGAGGCGGUGCUAUUCCUCCUGGACCUUCCUAAGGGUGAGGAGGUCACCAUUCUGGCCCAGAAGAAGAAAGACGUGUACCGGCGGAUCGUGGAGUCGGACGUUGGGGACUCCUUCUACAUCCGGACGCACUUUGAAUAUGAGAAAGAAUCCCCAUACGGGCUGAGUUUUAACAAGGGGGAGGUGUUUCGUGUCGUGGACACCCUCUACAACGGCAAGUUGGGCUCCUGGCUGGCCAUCCGCAUCGGCAAGAACCACCAGGAGGUGGAGAGAGGCAUCAUCCCCAACAAAAACAGGGCUGAACAGCUGUCCAGCGUCCAGUACACGCUGCCCAAGACGGCGGGCGGCGACCGGGCCGACUUCUGGAGGUUCCGUGGUCUUCGCAGUUCCAAGAGAAACCUGAGGAAGAGCAGAGAGGACCUUUCCUCCCAACCGGUCCAGACCAAGUUCCCAGCCUACGAGAGAGUUGUGCUGAGAGAGGCUGGUUUCCUCCGGCCGGUUGUGAUCUUUGGGCCCAUCGCUGAUGUCGCUCGAGAAAAACUCUCCCGGGAAGAGCCGGAUAUAUUUGAGCUCGCAAAGAGCGAGCCGAGAGACGCAGGAACAGACCAGCGCAGUUCAGGAAUAAUCCGUCUCCACACCAUCAAGCAGAUCAUCGACAGAGACAAACACGCUGUGCUGGACAUCACCCCGAACGCCGUAGACAGGCUCAACUAUGCUCAGUGGUACCCGAUUGUCGUCUUCCUGAAUCCCGAUAACAAACAGGGAGUGAAGAACAUGAGGACGAGACUUUGUCCGGAGUCCAGGAAGAGCGCCAGGAAGCUUUAUGAGCGAGCCAUUAAACUGAGGAAGAAUAAUCACCACCUGUUCACUACGACCAUCAACCUGAACAACAUGAAUGACGGCUGGUACGGAGCCCUGAAGGAAACGAUUCAGCAGCAGCAGAACCAGCUGGUGUGGGUGUCGGAGGGCAAGGCGGACGGCACCACGGAGGACGACUUGGACAUCCACGACGACCGCCUGUCCUACCUGUCGGCCCCGGGCAGCGAGUACUCCAUGUACAGCACGGACAGCCGCCACACCUCCGACUACGAGGACACGGACACGGAGGGAGGCGCCUACACGGACCAGGAGCUGGACGAAACCCUGAACGAUGAGGUGGGUCUGCCCACGGAGCCCGCCAUCACACGCUCUUCAGAGCCCGUGCGAGAAGACCCCUCGGUGAUCCAGGACACGCCCGGGUACUCUGGAUACCAGCACCCCGUGCAGCCCGACCCGGCUAGCCGGAUAGACCCGGCCGGGUUCAAGCUGGCCGCUCCGCAGCAGCAAGGCGAGGCUGCUUUGCCCUCGUGUUCUGGGAGCCCUGCUAGCGAGCAGCCGCCCCCUGUAGCCGCAGCUCCUCAGGCUGACUCCCUUAGCCCCACCCCUGAGCUUAAUCAGCCCCUACCACCACCUCCACCACCACCACAUGAACCCAACCCAUCUGGACUGCCCGGUCCAGAACCAAAGAUGUACAAGAAAGACCUGUACAACGUGGAGGACCCGGUGCGGAUCCACCACGGCCUGAAGCAGUCUCUGAGCUACACCCACCAGCCGCUGUAUCAGGACAAACAGCCAUACCGCGACUACGACCAUCCGCCUUACGGAUACGAUGGAGGCGGCUACACCGAACCAAAGCCUCACACCCCCGAGUCCCACCUGCACUACGACAACCGUGUGCCUCACUACAGCGAGCAGUGGCCGCCCUACGAGCAGCAGACCCCGUGCUCCCAGUCUCCGGGCUACCAGCCGGCCCACCAGGGCUACAGCCCCCGGUCCCCGUACGAGGACGGGCCGGGGCGGGACUACAGUCCCCCUCAGCCCCGGUACAACGAGGCCCCGCCGGUGGGUUAUGACGGCCGACCACGCCACGGGAAACCUGCACCCAUCCGCUAUGACGAGCCCCCUCCCCCGCCCCCAGCAGGCUACGACGCCCGUUCUCCUUACGAGGCAGAAUCCCACAGCUUCCCCAUCAACUCCCCCCGCUCACCGGAGCCCCCGAAGCAGUACUACGGCGACGCUGGUCUGAGGCCCACCUACAUGCCAGGACCUCCCAACCGGGCUUACAAGCCAGGGAUGCACGAGCCCGGGAUGAACUCGGAGGCCCCGGUCCCCCCUCCCAAACCAGAGCCCCUGCCCUCCCCGGCUGAGCCUGCCGUUACCCCAAGCUCCAAGUCCUUUCCUCCUCCCCCGCGGGAAGACCCGGACGAAGACCCGGCCAUGAAGCCGCAGUCGGUGCUCAACAGGGUCAAGAUGUUCGAGAACAAGCGGUCCGUCUCCAUGGACCGGGCCAAGGAGGGGCCGGAGUCGUCGGUGCUCAGGCCUGCAGAUGUUCCCAAGCCCGCGAGUGCACCUGGCCCGGUCCUCAAGGCCAACUCCCUCAGCAACCUGGAGCAGGAGAAGUCCACCUACAGGGUUCCUGAGCCACAGAAGCCUCACACCAAACCCUCGGAGGAUGUGGUCCGGUCCAACCACUACGACCCCGACGAGGACGAGGAGUACUACAGGAAGCAGCUGUCCUACUUCGAUCGCCGUAGCUUUGACAGCAAGGCCAUGGGCCAACCCGGCCCCGGCAUCAACCGCUUCCAUGAUCUGUCCAAACCAGCUCAGCUGUCCUACCCCUACAACAGGGUUGAGUCCCUGGAGAAGGUGAGUCCGGUGGAGAAGAGAUACGAACCUCUGCCCCAAAUCAGUCCUUCAACACAAUACGGCCCCCCACCGCCCGCCGUCCCCCCCAGUCAGCUGCCCAAACUGGGCCCCGGUGACGCCAACUCCGUACCGGAGCCGCUGAACUCCCCCAACCCUAAACCCGACGCGGCGGCGCUCCGACCAGCCAGCAGGGAUGAACCCACGCCGGGAGGCUAUCGCCUCCCCGAUAAGUCCCCGGUUAACGGCACCGAUGCCGGCCCGCCGAAGCUGCUGGGCGGGCCGGCUCCGACCGGCUACAACCGCUACGUCCCCAAGCCUUACACCAGUGCAGCUCGGCCCUUCGAGCGCAAGUUCGAGAGCCCCAAGUUCAACCACAACCUCCUGCCCAACGACACGCAGGUGAAGACGGAGCUCCUCAGUAAAGCCGGCGUGCUGAGCAACAGCAGCGGGAAGCCGCAGCUGUCGCCGCAGCCCCUGGACCACGACAGCGGCCUGGACACCUUCACGCGCACCGUGGACAACAGGCCCAAGUACCAGCACAACAACAUCAACGCCAUUCCCAAGGCCGUCCCUGUGAGUCCCAGCGCGCUGGACGAUGACGAGGAGGACGAAGGGCACACGGUGGUGGCCACGGCUCGGGGAGUCUUCAACUGCAACGGGGGGGUGCUGAGCUCCAUCGAGACGGGCGUCAGCAUCAUCAUCCCCCAGGGGGCCAUCCCCGAGAGCGUGGAGCAGGAGAUUUACUUCAAGGUGUGCCGCGACAACAGCAUCCUGCCCCCCCUCGACAAGGAGAAAGGAGAGACGCUGCUCAGUCCGCUGGUGAUGUGUGGCCCCCACGGACUCAAGUUCCUGAAGCCGGUGGAGCUGCGCUUACCUCACUGUGCGUCUAUGACCCCUGAUGGUUGGUCUUUUGCUCUAAAAUCCUCCGACUCCUCGUCGGGUGACCCUAAAACCUGGCAGAACAAAUCCCUCCCCGGAGACCCCAACUACCUGGUGGGGGCCAACUGCGUGUCCGUGCUCAUCGACCACUUCUGAAGAGGCGACAGCUGGCCUGUUACUGAGCGUGAUGAGCGGGGGCCCCGCCUGCGGGGGGGCCUGCCCCUGCCGCGCCGCACCACGCUCCACGAAGGAUGAACUGGCUCCUCCGGCGCUGUUUACCGCGCCCAAAAAUUAAAAAAGAAAGAAAAAGGCAUAGCGUGUCACACAGACGAGCAGGUGCAGGGGGAGUCGCAGAGGUCCAGCACCCCACCACGCUGUACUCUUGUUUGUGUCUUCAAUAUUCUUUUGUUUUCGGUGCUUUUUAAGGCUUGCAAAAAAAAAAAAUAAUGAUGAUGAUAAUAAUAAUAAUAAAAAAAUAGAAGACUAAAAUAAAAUAUCCAGAGAAGGAACUGAAGUUGGAUGCAUGACCAGAGCCACAGACUGGAUCAUCUAAUGUUGACAUUUUUAGCAAAUUUUAUAAAAAGGUUAGAGCAGUUGGGGA
This is a messenger RNA of Cololabis saira (Pacific saury), 6385 nucleotides long. It is a transcript of the gene tjp1b, whose product is annotated as tight junction protein 1b. The transcript is spliced from 30 exons. Gene Ontology annotation, biological process: cell-cell adhesion; establishment of endothelial intestinal barrier; cell-cell junction organization. NCBI's taxonomy places the organism in Eukaryota, Metazoa, Chordata, Actinopteri, Beloniformes, Belonidae. Gene Ontology annotation, molecular function: cell adhesion molecule binding. The record is from RefSeq and is a predicted model, not a curated record. Gene Ontology annotation, cellular component: plasma membrane; bicellular tight junction. Bases 91 to 5940 code for a protein of 1949 amino acids.